This is a messenger RNA of Papilio machaon (common yellow swallowtail), 3262 nucleotides long. Its product is annotated as Fanconi anemia group J protein homolog. The record is from RefSeq and is a predicted model, not a curated record. Gene Ontology annotation, cellular component: nucleus. Bases 93 to 2975 code for a protein of 960 amino acids. Gene Ontology annotation, biological process: double-strand break repair involved in meiotic recombination; nucleotide-excision repair. The transcript is spliced from 19 exons. Gene Ontology annotation, molecular function: DNA helicase activity; DNA binding; ATP binding. Lineage: Eukaryota; Metazoa; Arthropoda; Insecta; Lepidoptera; Papilionidae.
AUGAGUACGAGAACUCUUCGUUGGAUUGUGUUAUGAACUUUUACAAACGUCGUAUUGGUAUAUCUUCUUAAAUUUCUUUAAAAGCUAACACAAUGUCUUACGCAGAACUAUCAGAAGAUGAUGAUAGUUUUGUACUAAAUGAUGAAACUGAAGAAAAGACGUUACCAUUGAAUUCAAUUAGUAUAAGCAGCGACGAUGAAAAUCGGGGCCCAGCUGUGGUAUAUGAACUUACUUCGGAUGAAGAAGAACCCUCUAAUACGGUCGAGUUACGUAAAAAGAAGCAGGAAUUAAUUAAAAAUCUAUUUCCUAAUACCAAACCAAACAUUGAAAGAAAGGCACAAGUAGCUCCAGAAAUACCUAAGCCACAAGGAUUUGAACAAAUGAUUGGUGGCAUUAAAGUUCAUAUACCAGUUAAACCUUAUGGUUGUCAGACAGCUUUAAUGUUUAAGGUAAUAACUGCAAUUAAUAAAAGUCAGAACUGCUUACUGGAAAGUCCUACCGGAUCUGGCAAAACAUUGGCUUUGUUAUGUGGUGCGCUGGCAUGGGUUCGUCAUGAAAACAAUCGUAUCAGUGAGCAGUUAGCCCAGGAGUUGGUCAGCCAGAACGCCGAGCUGAAGCAAGUGACGGCGGCGGCAGGCUACGUGUCAACACCAGUACGUGAUAAAUCCAUCACACCAGAAAAGUAUUUCAACAAACCAGUAUUUGGUCAAAAGAGCAUUUAUGAUGAGGCGUCACAGUGCCCCAAGGAUGCAAGUAAUCGAGCUAGCAAACGCCAGGAUUGUCCUGACACCAGUACGGAAGAAAACAAUGAGGCGGGUCUAGUAAAAAUCCAUAAGAAGCGACGCUUGGGUGCCAGUGAACUGGGUAUGUUUUGCGAGUCAUUAUACGACUCGCAACUACCCUCUACACUGGCGGGAACAGAGCUGCCUUCUACCCCGGAGAAGAAGAAACAAACUCCACAACCUGACACUCCUCAAAAUGUCCGAGUGCUGUACAAUCUGGUGGACAACCUCCGACUGAGGACGUCGAUGCUUGUUGAUUGCAGUGUACCAACUAUAUACUACGGGGCUAGGACGCACAAGCAGCUGCAGCAGGUGAUCAAGGAAUUCGCAAGGACGGACUACUGCGGCCAGCUCCAGAUGACGGUACUGUCCAGUAGGGACUAUAGCUGUGUACGGGAGUUCGACAAGAAGACCUGGAGUACGAGGAAUGAUAUGUGCAGGGCUUGUGUCAAGCCAUAUACAACAAAAUCAAUAGAACAGAGGGCGGAUUCGAACUGCAAGUACUACGACAACAGAGGUUCACUCAACCACCAAACACUACCUCCUGCUUUUGAUCUAGACGAGCUGAUAGCAAAGGGAGAGGAGAUAAGGGCGUGUCCUUACUACGCGGCGCGCGGUAUGGCGGCCAGCGCGCAUAUUGUGUUCUGCCCUUACAACUAUCUUAUUGAACCUAGCAUUAGGAGUAGUAUGCAAAUCGACUUGUCAGAUAAUAUUGUGAUAAUAGAUGAAGCUCAUAAUAUUGAAGAUAUCUGUCGAGACGCCGCCACAUUUACCUUCACUAGAGAUAACGUACAAGCUUCUAUUAAGGAGUUGGAGGUGGUGGCCGGGUACAGGUUCGCGAAUCAAGAUGCGUUACGUUAUGUCGAGUUCUUACUGCGAGCGUUCAAAGGUUGGGAUGAUUGGUUCGUGAACCAAACACCAUUUAUAAACCAAAAACCCAUGACCGGUAACGAAGCGGUGUUCACUUGGGCCGCAGAAAACUUCGUACAAACUCUAAACAAUCAUAAUAUAGGACAGCAACAAUACAAGGAUUUCCAUCAGAACGCGGAGUUAUUCUGUAAACGUUUUCGUGAAGAUCCGCGGACGUUGCUGGGAGUGACGCAGACCACAGCCACCCUUGUAGAGAACAUGGACACUGUCUUAGGUUAUUUAUUCCGUUGUGAGGGUAAGUAUAUGGACGACUUCACGCCCGCUCUCGUACGUACUGUGACCGGACCUGAUUCCUUCUCUUGGAGACAGUCACAAUUCAAUAAGUCUAUAGAAAAGGAGACAUUAUCACUGCGCUUGUUGUGUAUGAACCCGGCGGUGGUGUUUGAGAGUCUGAAGGUAGCUCGCUGCAUCAUCCUCGCCUCCGGUACAUUGACUCCUCUGAUCAGCUUACACUCGGAGCUGGGAACUGACUUCCCUCUCCAGGUCAGCCCCAACCACGUCAUACCACCGGACAGGGUGUGGAUAGGGUCUCUGUCGACGUGUCCCGGCGGAGGCAGACUGGAGUGCAGUGCGCGAGGCGCGGGGGAGACGCGGGUGCAGGACGGUGUGGGCGCGGCGCUGCGCUGUGUGUGUCGCGUCACUCCGCACGGCGUGCUCUGCUUCCUGCCCUCGUACACGCUCAUGAACAAACUCGUUAACCGAUGGAAGGAGACAGGCUUGUGGGGGGAGCUGAAUGAACUAAAGCAGGUGUUCAUGGAGGCCAGAAAUGCCAGAGAUCACAGUGACGUCAUGGAGGAGUACUACAGCAGCGUGUGUGGAGGUCGCGGUGCUCUGCUGCUGGCGGUGUACCGCGGGAAGGUAUCUGAGGGUAUGGACUUCAGAGACCACCAGGCCCGAGCUGUCGUCACUGUGGGAGUUCCCUACCCGAACACAUACGACAUGGCGGUGAAGGAGAAGAUGAAGUACAACGACCGUUACAGCGCACAGCGACAUCUGUUGUCCAGCAGCGACUGGCUUCUCGUGCAGGCAUACAGAGCUCUGAACCAGGCGGUGGGUCGCUGUGUACGACACAGAGGUGACUGGGGCGGGGUGCUGCUGGUUGACGCGCGCUUCUCCAGCCCGCACUACACACAGCAUCUCUCCAAAUGGGUCCGAAACUUUUUGGGCAACAAUCAUCACACAUUUGAGAGUUUAGUCAACAGUCCUAACAGUCUUGAGUCCUUCAUGCAGACUAUGACCCUCAGGGAGAGUGAAGAUAUCUAGAAAUUUCUACAUACAAUGGAAGUUUCUAGUUACAAAAAAGUUUUUAUAACUAAAUACAAUGUUUUGUUAAUUGUUUCGUCAGUUGAAAACUAUGAUAACUUUGUAUUUGUAAUUUUUUUAUUGUAAAUCGAAAUGUUUUAAUAUUUUUAUUUCUGACUUCUCUGCAACUUGGUCCUUUGAUGGCUUUUAUCGUUUGUUUCCGAGACUAAAUCAUCAAUUUCAUCUUUAACAAUAUGUUUUAUACAAGGAUUUUGGUCUCAGAAACCAACUAUUAGUGAGGAGAUUUU